AUGACGGACGGAGACAACCCGGACGUAGAACCCGGGACGACCCUACCAGUCCCUCCAUCGUGUGAUGGCCGCAGCUCUGCCUCCGAUGAGGGAGAUCGCAACGCAAACUGGGAAGAGGUACACGAAGGCGCAGAUUUGUUUGCUUUAGGAGACAGCCCAGAUGAUCCUGCGAAAGGAGUGUCAGUUGAAAAACACAAUCUUUUAGAUGACCGUGACUCUGCCAACGAUGACAAGCGUUCCGAACAAGUUGGGCCUGAGACAACCUCUCCUUUGCACCAUGCAGCUUCGGGACAUGAGCGAUCUCUCACUGAGUCCGAGUCGAAAAUCCUUGACUCAAUAGUGAACCAAGCCAUGCUUGGUGCAACUUUGAAUGAUGGGUUGGAGCUUCCAUGGGAGAAAGGUAUCAUGGCUUGCAUCUUUGGUGAUGAACCCUUGGCCGCUGUGCCAAAGGUACCAACCCUUUCUCACAACAUGGAUGAUCGUUUACCUGACCGAGAGCAAAUGUUGGGCAACAACCUAGACCCACCAGCAAAGAGACAGAGGGUAUGCAACUCAACCCUCAGGAUGUAUGAGAGAGCAAUUCGGUUUAGGAACAAUCUGACUGAUCACGAGGCUGAUGAGGCGAAAUGGAACAGAGCCAUUGAGAAACUAUAUGCAGUGAUACUCUCAAGUCCGGGAGUUGUGCCCGAUGGCGUCAGAUUUCAGGAGGGCCACAUGGACAUCAACUUCAGGAAGCACCCAUUUCCUUUGGAUUCAGAAGAUGUGGCAGAGUACAUCUGGGAAAAACAUCAAGAUGGAAUGCCGUACAGUGCCAUGAUGAGCUUCUUGGAGGCAGCAAAUUUCGCAGUUCAUGUUUUGGGACUGCCUCUGAAACGACCCGAUGCACCUCUGGUCGCAGCUUUCACCAAGGGCAUCCUUGACACCGCUGCCAAAAAGCGCCCAGUGCGAAAGCAAGCAAGGCCCCUUCAGCUAGCAGAAAUUGUCCUCCUGGAAGAGAUGCUGAGCAACGAAGCCCUUGACAUUUUCGACAGAUAUGCAGCUGGUGCUUUUCUGUUUGCAGUGUACGCCAGAUGCAGGUGGUCAGAUUUGAGGAGUGUCCAUGGAUGUGAAAUUGAUGUCGAUUUUUCGAACGGCAGGCUUGUGGGCUUCAUUAGCUUCAGCACAUUUUCACGCAAAACUUCCUCACAAGUGGCGAAACACGGCCUUCCCAUGCCGCUCAUUGCACCAAUUUGGGGGCUUCGGAACCCACCGUGGGCCAUGACUUGGAAGAAGAUUGCCGAGGCAGUGUCCCUGGAUUUUGCAAAUUUUGGUCGAGGUGCUGUUUUACCUUCUCCAAACAAGGAAGGGAAGUGGAGCCAACGGAGUGUUACAUCCGAUGAAGCUUCUCGAUGGUUGGUGGAACUUUUGAAGCCGCAUUCAAGUGACUUGGAGGAUGUGUCCUCUCAUAGCUUAAAAGCUACGACCCUUUCAUGGCUUGCAAAAGCAGGGUGCGACCCACACCAUCGCACCAUUCUGGGGCAUCAUUCAUCAGGGAAAGGGUCUUUGGAGGUGUAUUCCAGAGACAUGCUGUCAGCGCCUUUGUGUACACUGGAAGAAAUGUUGCGGCAAAUCCGCAUUGGUGCUCUGCAUCCAGACCUGACCAGGUCGGGCCACCUGCAGCAACCCUCAAAGCCUGAUUGCAAAGACAUGCCAGUCGAACCUGAAGAAAACCAGCCAGAACAAGCCCCUGCAGAACAGGCAGAGAAGGCACCUUCGAGCUCCAGCUCCUCCAGUAGUUCCUCAACAAGCUCCAGCUCUGAUGCAGAAGGGAAUGAUGAAGAGCAGUGGCUCUCGCUGGGAAACGCCGAUCCGUGCGUGGAUCAUUCUGCAUGGGGAGAGUUCAAUAUGUACCAGCAUGAAGUCAGCAAAAUUGUGCAUGUGGAAGCCGACAGCGAAGCAUGCACGUUCAAAUGCGGCAUGAAAGCCACGGCUGAACACAAGCUGAUUAUGACCACAGCCUUCCUGGAAAUCAGAAAGUGCAAGCGUUUGAGCACCGAGGAAGUGGAAGCAAUAAUCACCAGCAAUGUGAAUUCGAUGGCCCAAAUGGCAUUUGCGAUUACACCACCUGGACAAAGACUUGCCGGACUGCGCCUCAAGGGCGACGAAGAGGUGGCUCACUCUUCAUAUGACCUGGCUUUCACUAUGCUGGAAAAAGACACCAUCACUUAUUUGCACCCUGAGAAAUUCGUGACCAGAAGGGCGGAACUGCUGCAGAAACGCCCCAUGAAACAGCUGGCUCUUGACCAGGACUCCCUUACAGUCCGUGAAAAGCUAAUUGAUAUGACGUGCAGCACGCGCACUGAACUCGAGCUUGUACAAGCCUUUCGGAGAAGAGCUUUGGCCUUUGACCUUGUGGGCCUUGCCGCUUACGAGCUGAUGAAUUCAUAUCAUGCAGAGCUUUUAAGCCACAUGCAAGAGGACCCGCCACCUGGGUACACACAAGUGUCUGUGACACAGGUCCUGAGGGCCGACAGAGCCGUCUUUCUGCAUUUGGCAGAAAACAUGACAACACUCAAACGCAAUGUGGAUGGUGAACUGCCCUUUGAAAAGGAGUUAAUGCCAGCUUUGGCGCGACCCAAUGUCAGCUUUCACUUGCUACCAUUGGCGGCAAGCGCACCUGCUAGGCCGGCUCCAAAAGCCAAUCCAAACAAUGCAAACAAACGCAAACAUGACGAACAGCCCAAGCCUGCUGCAGCACAUCCCAAGAGCACUCCACGCGCCAAAGGCAAGGGCAAAGGAAAGUCCAAGAGGAAAGGCCGGGGCCCAAACGUCCCCAAGGAGUUAGUCGGCAAAGCUUUGGAGACCAAUGACGGGCACAGAAUCUGCUGGCCGUUCAACAUGCAGAGUGGUUGCCAAGAUGCGGCCCCGGGCGGACAAUGCCAAAGAGGGGCCCAUGUCUGUGCUGAGCCAGGCUGCGGCAAGCCACACAGCUUGCUCAGCCACAAAACUGCCUGA
Molecule: messenger RNA, 2994 nt
Organism: Cladocopium goreaui
Lineage: Eukaryota; Dinophyceae; Suessiales; Symbiodiniaceae
Source: the annotation of a GenBank genome assembly